AUGGCGAAGAUGGACGAUUUUGCGGCCCCAAAGAGCCCUCAUUCAACGACAAGCUCGCGAGGAAGACGCGACAGCCGAGGCCAACUACAAGAUGACAACGUAGUUGUCAACGAGGAGACACCGCUGCUCAAAGCCAGUCACUCCAACAUGGCCGUUCCUUCAUAUCAGACUCCCGAUUUGAGUCUUGUCGCUGAGACAGAUGCACCCCAACAACCGGUGUCCUGGAUGUCAAUGCCAAAAAAGUGGCAGCUGGGCAUGGUCGUCUUUGCACGUCUUGCCGAACCUCUUGCUGAGCGGUCACUGACAUCGUAUCUUUUCUACCAAUUGAGGUGGCUCAGUCCUACUCUACCAGACUCGGCAAUUGCAAGACAAGCCGGUCUUCUCACCGCCUCAUUCGCCGCCGCCCAGGGUGUCACUGGCAUGCUGUGGGGUCAUGUGGCUGACAGUCCUCUGUUCGGUCGAAAGCGAGUACUCCUCGUGGGCUUGCUGGGAACCUGUGUAUCGGCAAUUGGAAUGGGUUUAUCUACUUCCUAUGCCUCUGUGGUGUUUUUUCGUGUUCUCGCUGGAGCACUGAAUGGCAACGUAGGCGUUCUUCGGACCAUGAUUUCUGAGAUUGUCGAAGACAAAAGGUACCGAUCUCGCGCUUUUCUACUACUCCCAAUGUGCUUCAACGUAGGCGUCAUUAUCGGUCCUCUUCUUGGUGGAUUUCUUGCCGACCCCAUUGCAUCUCUCCCCUCAAUCUUUGGGCCGGGCUCCUUUUUCGGUGGAAAAGACGGCGUCGAGUGGAUGGAGCGAUUCCCUUACGCUCUGACCAACUUCGUUUGCUCAAGCAUCUUGAUGAUUGCAGCCCUGGGAGUAGUUCUCGGGCUGGACGAAACACACCCGCUCCGGCGUCAUCGCCGAGACCGCGGCCGGGACCUUGGGCGUUUCCUAUUGCGAAAGGUCUUCAGAAUGGAAACCCCGCCCAGUGACUAUCAUCUCAUUGGCAACGGAAAUGAGCCGGGGCAGCUCGUGGCCGAAGCAGGAGAUGUCGAGGACCAAUCUUCAUCAAGCAAGCCAGUGGAGGAAGGCAAAGACCGAGCGCCUCUACGUGCUAUCUGUACGCGCAACGUUAUCUUGACGUUGGCACAGAACUUUUCCUCAGCUCUCCACGUCUCCGCCUUCAACUCCAUACUGUUCGUUAUGCUGCCAGCCCCCCAAUCAGACAACACCAAUGCUCAACUCCCAUUUCGGUUCACGGGUGGUCUUGGUUUGUCAUCUCAAAAGGUUGGUUUUGCCAACACAGUCAUUGGGGCUGUCGGUCUUCCACUUCAAAUCCUCUUAUUCCCCUGGAUCAGUAGCAGGCUCGGCGUGCUGCAGUCCUACCGCACAUUUCUGCCAUUCAGUGCGCUGGCGUACUGCUCGCUUCCCUACCUCGCGCUGCUGUCGAACGAGAGUCCGUUCUUGUGGCCCUGUUUGUCUGCCAUCUUGAGUGCACAAGUCAUGUCAAGAACGUUUGUUGGACCGGCAACGAUCAUGCUGGUCAACGAUUCUGCUCCGCACCCUGCUCUACUAGCCACUGUGCAUGGUGUUGCAUCGAGCACUUCAGCUGCAGCUCGCAUGCUUGGGCCUACCAUAGGAGGGACCGUUCUAGGCUGGGGACUCAGCAACAACUUUGUUGGCGCGCCAUUCUGGGGCAUUGCGCUUGUUUCUCUCAUCAACUGGUCAUUACUUUACGUAGUGAGAGAAGGAAACGCCAUUUAG
This is a messenger RNA of Colletotrichum orchidophilum, 1743 nucleotides long. Its product is annotated as major facilitator superfamily transporter. The record is from RefSeq and is a predicted model, not a curated record. The coding region runs from base 1 to 1743 and encodes 580 amino acids. Gene Ontology annotation, biological process: transmembrane transport. Gene Ontology annotation, molecular function: transmembrane transporter activity. The transcript is spliced from 2 exons. Lineage: Eukaryota; Fungi; Ascomycota; Sordariomycetes; Glomerellales; Glomerellaceae.